CCACAUAUCAUCAUUGUCAACAUUUCCCAAAACUUCUAUCUCUCUCAGCCCCACAUUUUUGUGCUCAACUCAAAAAGUUUCUGUAUGAGCACAAUUUUUUUUUGGUCAAGUUUCCCCACUAAACAACAAGUUUUUCUUGAUUGAUUUAAAAAUUUGAGUUUUGGGGGUCAUUUUCUUUGAAAUUUGUGUUAUUUUGCUUCCAAAGAUUGAAUUUUUCUGUAGUGAAAAACAGAGAUGAGUGGAAACCCAUGUCCAAAAUUCUUUAACUCAAUGACCCAUUUCAGUUUUUUCAAGAAAUUCAAGCGUUUGAAGCCUAUUGAGCCAUUGUUAACACUUUUUGGGUUCUUGUUUUUUGUUCUUGGCUUAUACUUAUUUAUCUUCUUGUUAGAUUAUAGAACUGUGGAUACUACUGGUUCUCACUUGCGUGGGCCUUCUUUUUUUGUUACAUGGUUUGGUCUUAAUGAUUCUUCUUUAGUACUAAAAAAUAGUAGUAGUAGAAGCAGAAAUGAUGAUAAAGUGGGGUUUCUUGAAAAUGAUUGUGAUAUAUUUGAUGGGAAUUGGGUGUGGGAUGAGAGUUAUCCGCUUUAUCAAUCAGAAGAUUGUAUGUUUUUGGAUGAAGGUUUUCGUUGUUCUGAGAAUGGUAGACCUGAUAAUUUCUAUACCAAAUGGCGUUGGCAGCCUAAAGAUUGCAACUUGCCCAGAUUUGAUGCAAAACAUAUGCUAGAAAAGCUGAGGAACCAGCGUGUAGUGUUUGUUGGUGAUUCAAUAGGGAGAAACCAGUGGGAGUCUCUUCUCUGUUUGUUGUCUUCUGCAGUUUCUGAUAACAGCUCUAUAUAUGAAGUUAAUGGUAGUCCGAUCACAAAGCACACUGGUUCUUUAAUUUUUAAGUUCAAGGAUUACAACUGCACGGUUGAGUACUAUCGAGCUCCGUUCCUAGUGCUGCAGAGUCGUCCGCCUUCUCGGGCUCCUGGAAAUGUUAAGAUGACCCUGAAGUUGGAUCAGAUGGAUUGGAGUUCUGCUAAGUGGAAAGAUGCAGAUUUAUUGAUUUUCAACAGUGGUCACUGGUGGAAUAAUGAGAAAACCAUUAGAGGGGGAUGCUAUUUCCAAGAAGGCGGAGAGAUUAACAUGACGAUGAAUGUGGAGACAGCUUUUCAGAAGUCAAUUGUAACAUUGGUUGAUUGGAUAGGUCGUGAAGUGAACAUGUCCAAGACUAAAAUAUUCUUUCGUACUUAUUCUCCUGUACACUUCAGAGGUGGAGAUUGGAAGACCGGCGGUAGCUGUCACCUGGAGACAUUACCUGACUUAUUAUCACCCCAAGAGUCAUUGAGGAACUCGUUUGAAUAUAUGACGGUCAUUCAUGUCCUAUCACAGCUCUCGAACAAAUCAAGGACUCGGAAUAUGAGUUUACUGAAUGUAACAGGCAUGACAUCUAGAAGAAAAGAUGGUCAUUUGUCUUUGUAUUAUUUAGGCCCUAAGGUGGGACCAGUUUCUCCCCACAAGCAAGACUGCAGCCAUUGGUGUCUCCCUGGUGUCCCUGAUUCAUGGAAUGAGCUUCUCUAUGCAAUCCUCCUCAAACAGGAGUUAGCUCAGGAAAAAAUCUCCAAAUAUACUUCUCAAUUCUCGGAAUGACAGCAGAGAGGUCAAUUCAAGUGGUGCACCAUCCCGGUACCCUUGCAGCUCACGGCCAUUAGAAGUUGUACUUUGGAGAGGAAACUUGAGCCAGAACAAUCAAAGUGUCCAACGCUCAUUGUAUCAAAUGAAUGUGCCAUUCUUCGAGAUCAAUUUGAAAGUAAAAGGACAUCCUCACAUUUAGUCAAUGGAGAUCCUUCCUAGGUUCCAGUUUCAGUUACAUUUAUCAUAGAAUUGUUUUCCUGAGUUCUUUUAGUCUGUCAGCACUCGGGAGGUCUUCAGUUCACGAAUAUGUCAUGUGUAAAGAGCAUCGUGAACUGUAUAGAUUUAGAGACAUUUUACAGUUUGACAAAUUCAGUGUGUAAAUACUGAUCCUCUUUGAUAGUUAAGAAGAACAACUAUGCAAUGAUAAUUUGUAUAGCCAAUUACAAUGUAUUUAGUUGUUGUUAAUGCAUCUUUCUUUUA
Molecule: messenger RNA, 2094 nt
Organism: Solanum pennellii
Lineage: Eukaryota; Viridiplantae; Streptophyta; Magnoliopsida; Solanales; Solanaceae
Product: protein trichome birefringence-like 10
Exons: 4
Coding region: 235-1629 (464 amino acids)
Cellular component (GO): Golgi apparatus
Molecular function (GO): O-acetyltransferase activity
Source: RefSeq, a predicted model, not a curated record